Mobula hypostoma (lesser devil ray) is the source of this 1261-nucleotide messenger RNA. It is a transcript of the gene ccnq, whose product is annotated as cyclin Q. The record is from RefSeq and is a predicted model, not a curated record. Gene Ontology annotation, molecular function: cyclin-dependent protein serine/threonine kinase regulator activity. The coding region runs from base 117 to 821 and encodes 234 amino acids. Lineage: Eukaryota; Metazoa; Chordata; Chondrichthyes; Myliobatiformes; Myliobatidae. The transcript is spliced from 5 exons. Gene Ontology annotation, cellular component: nucleus. Gene Ontology annotation, biological process: regulation of transcription by RNA polymerase II.
CCCACAAACGUCACCAGACGGCGCCGCGGCGCCGGACGGCAGUGGAGACCCCCCCCCGCUCCCGCGGCACAGCAGGAUCCCAGCAGAGGGAGGAGCUCCCUCAUCGAGGCUGGGGGAUGGAGGGAGCGCCUGGGGACCCGCGGGAGAAGCGGAGUCACUUCCGGGUCUGUCGUUUCAUCAUCGAGUCCGGGAUCAAGUUGGGGAUGCGUUCAGUGCCGCUGGCAUCCGCGUGCACCAUCUACCACAAGUUCUUCAACCGGACUUCGCUGGGCAGCUACGACCCCUACCUGGUAGCCAUGGCGGCCCUCUACCUCGCUGGCAAGGUGGAGGAGCAGCACGUCCGAGCUCGGGACAUCAUCAACGUGUGUCACAGGUACCUGAAUCCCCACAUGGAGCCCCUGGAGCUGGACAGCACCUUCUGGGACCUGCGGGACAGCCUGAUUCAGUGCGAACUUCUCAUGCUGAGGCUUUUGAACUUCCAGGUCUCCUUCCAGCAUCCACACAAGUACCUGCUCCACUACUUGGUCACCCUGAAGUGCUGGAUGAACCAGCAUACGUGGGAGAGGACGCCGGUGGCGGUGACGGCCUGGGCUCUGCUGAGGGACAGUUACCACGGCAACCUCUGCCUGCGCCACAAACCCCAGCACAUCGCCGUGGCCGUUCUCUACUUUGCUCUGCACUGCUACGGGCUGGAGGUGCCCGGGGAGGCCACCGCCAAGAGGCUGUGGUGGGAGGUCCUCAGCGAUGGAAUCUCCCGGGACAUCAUCCACAGCAUUAUCGCCGAGAUCGUGGACAUCUAUGAGAUGGACGCCAAGCUCUGAAGGAGGGGGCAUUCGGUGGGUGAGGCACACCCACCCUCUGAACUGGAGCUGUCUCACCGCGCCGUGCCGUGACACGGUGCCUCGGUCACCGGCGACUCUGGGCUCGGGCAGAAUUCCUGACCCCCCCUACCCCCCGAGUGAUGGUUCCAGCCGGCAGCUGGAUGCCAGAGGUUGAGGGCGGGACACUGGGGAGGGUGGGGGUGCAAGCUGGGGCACGGGGAGCAGUGUUGCCCAGUUACCACCUCUGUGGCAUGUGGACAGGGUGCAUGCGUGCCUCUGUUUCUGUCUCUGUGUGUGCGUGCAUGGUUUGUGUCUGUGUGUGUUUGCACGCGUUUGUGUCUGCCUGUGUGCACGUGUGAGUGUGCGCGUUUGUGCGUGUGUGUGUGGAGAGAUGGCCAUAUGUUUGUAACAUGAUUAAAUUUCUUCAUGCACAAUACCAU